ACAUUGACCAACUACAACAGCAUGUUGUAAUCAUUCUGUCACAUAUGUAGAAAGCAUAGCCUCUAAGUGAUGAUAUUUUUAAGUUCUAAUAGACUGAAUUGUUUAACUUGAAAUCUGCAUUUUUUAAAUAUAGGUUUGCAAUUAUCUGAAUCAUGGAAAUACAGUGCAUUCAUAUAAUUUCUUCCGCAAAUUACUGUAAAACCAACUACAACGGUAAUGCGGUCAAAUUCCACUGAUUACUUUUGACAAGCACUUUUGCUACGAAUAAAACUUAGCAAGACAUAGUAAGAUGCUUCCAAAAAGGAAGGUAGAUCCAGAAUUGGAAAAGUUAAGAAACGAAGUGGACGGACCACCAAAUUUAGACACAACCAUUGUAAAUAUCCAAAGAGAAUCAUCACGUAUUCACGCUGCGUACUUGUUCGAACACAGUGGCAAAGCUACGCUACAGAAAUUAUGUUUGUUAUUGAGCUCCACAGCAACAGGGAAGAUGUACGAUGGAUGGCAGGAGUUUGCAGCUCACAUGGGCUUAACAAUGGAACAGAUACGUUGCAUAGAUUAUGACUUCAAAGGACUUCAGGAUCCAACAUAUUACGUACUUCUGACUUAUGUGCAAUCUCCGGAGGCAACAAUGGACAAAAUUUUGAAUGUUUUGCAAAAAAUGCAACGACUCGAUAUAAUAAAUCAGAUUAAGGAUUACGUAUACAAUCUAGUCGAUGUUGCGUUGCAACAUGCCAUGAGUCAUGAUGGAUCUAAAAUAAUUCGACCUGGACAUAUACCAAAAGCACCAUUAGUUUUAAGCCCCAUUUCAACAGUGGAAUACAAAACCGAAAUGAAAGAAAGCGAAUCAAUGUUUAUACCACAAGACAAUCAGCAGAAGAAGCAUGAACAAACAUAUGGCUGUAUAGUUAUGCUGACUUUUGCCGACGAUGGUUUAUCAACUGCUGAGAGUAUCACAAACAUAUUUAGAUCCAAACAGCCGCGAAUCGGCGUACUUAUAUUGCAAGAACAAGAAAAACACGUUUAUAGUCGAGCUGAAGAAUUCAUAGACGAUUGUUUUAAACAGGUUGAUUACGUUAUACCAAUUCUGACAAAAGAAUACAUUGAAAGAAUCAAUAAUCCAGUAAAAACGUACGAACAGAUGCAUAACAAUUUAAAUAGCAAAUACUUGAAGUACAUAUAUUCCUUACUGAGAUACGAAUAUGUAAGAAAUCAAUGCUGCAACAAUCGUGUAAGAUGCAUUGUGCCUGAUAAAGAUGUUUGUACGAUUGUACGAGCAAGUCUGCAUCCCACAUUGCAAGCGUGGUUUCGUGAAAGUGAUAUCGACGGUUUUGUGAACAAUAUUCUCUUCCAUAAAAUUUAAUGUAAAAAGAUCAUGAGUGCUUAAACGAAAAUAAUUAUUUCAUAAUCAAC
This is a messenger RNA of Monomorium pharaonis (pharaoh ant), 1410 nucleotides long. RefSeq lists its product as uncharacterized. Gene Ontology annotation, molecular function: protein binding. Gene Ontology annotation, biological process: signal transduction. The transcript is spliced from 7 exons. NCBI's taxonomy places the organism in Eukaryota, Metazoa, Arthropoda, Insecta, Hymenoptera, Formicidae. The record is from RefSeq and is a predicted model, not a curated record. Bases 290 to 1360 code for a protein of 356 amino acids.